AUGGAACAGAUGCUUACAGUUUUGACUGAAGUAAUAAUGCAACAACAGAGACAACAACCUUUGCCUCAUCCGUCUCCGCCGGUACAAGUUGAACCGAAUAACAAUGACAUUAUCAAUCUGACUCAGGAAUUUAUGAAAAUGAAACUGCUGACCUUCUUGGGGGGCAUUGAACCAUUAAAGGCAGAAACUUGGUUGCUAGAGAUGGAAAAAUUAUUUGAAGUGUUUCCGUGCUCCACAACUCAGAAAGUACUCUUAGCCACUUACACCCUAAAGGACGAAGCUCGGAGAUGGUGGUUGUUGGUCCGAAACAACAACGGGGAUACAUGGGCUCAAUUCAAUGAGAUAUUCUAUAACAAAUACUUUCCUCAAUGCUUCAGGGAUCGAAAAGUGUCAGAAUUUCAAGAACUUAAGCGGGGUAAGAUGUCUGUGGCCGAGUAUGAAGCCAAAUUCACGGAGUUGGCUCGGUUUGCCCCAAUACAUGGUCGAUAUUGA
This is a messenger RNA of Camellia sinensis, 492 nucleotides long. RefSeq lists its product as uncharacterized. NCBI's taxonomy places the organism in Eukaryota, Viridiplantae, Streptophyta, Magnoliopsida, Ericales, Theaceae. The record is from RefSeq and is a predicted model, not a curated record.